AUGUCGACCACGCGAUCACGACCAAUGAGCACGGCGAGUGCCUCCACCGCAAGCUCGUUGAUGCAAGACGUGCCAGGCGCAUUUCCUGCGACGCCUCCGUUUCGACCGGAGCCUGAAGAGGAGAACGACCGGGAUGAAGAGCAUGAAGUCACCUACCAAAGCCUGUCGCAGGCAGUAUACGCGCGAAGAGCUGAGUAUGUUCGACCGAAGCAUGUCCGUAUCAAAGUCGGGACUUGGAACACCGCAGCCUGCAAGGGUGUCGAGAAGGACCUUGGACGCUGGUUCGUUGGUGGGAAGGGUGUUGCAGAAGCCUUGACCGGUCUGAGCAUCAACGACCCAGAUCGUGAUGGCUCGAAUCGCAGAGAAAGUGUUGCCGCGCAGGAGGACCGAUACGAACGCAAGCAGCCAACCUUACCAAAAGGUGAUGAGGGCAGCCUACCCAAAGAUGCAGACGUUGGAUUAUACGUGCUUGGUCUGCAGGAAGUCGUGGACAUCACAUCUGCAUCAGAAGCCUUGAAGCCGUAUACUGAUCCGUCCGUCGCUGCCAAGUGGAAAGACGCCAUGCAGCAAGCCAUUCCUACGGGAUACCAGCUAGUCGCCGAGCAGCAACUUCUUGGCCUGCUACUUCUAAUCUAUGCUGCACCAGACGUUGCUCCUGAUGUCAAGUCAGUCAGCACUACUAGUGUUGGUACUGGUCUGAUGGGCUACAUGGGCAACAAAGGCGCUGUCACUGCUAGAAUCGUGCUUGGUGAGACGACCAGGAUGGUUUUUGUGAACAGUCACCUGGCUGCUGGCGCGGAUAAAACUGCUUUGGAGCGCCGGAACUGGGAUGCAUCACAGAUCAUCAGCCGGACUAGAUUUGCGCCCAUCAAAGACGCCAUGGAUUUGGCACAGAGUACAGGCGAGCAAAUCGGAGACGAAGACUUCGCUUUCUGGUGCGGUGACCUCAACUAUCGUCUUGAAGCCAUCCCUGGUGAUGAUGUUCGGCGGCUGCUCAUGCUGCACACCCGUAAUGAAUACGACUUGAGCCAAAAAGCAGCGCGCAAGAUCGACCAGGAGCUCGAGGAGGCUACAAAUUCGGUCAAGGAGCGCACUGCUCACGACGACGGAUCAGGCAGAGGGUCAGCGGCAUCUUCGGUUCGAAACAGUCUCGAAUAUCAGACACCUACGACCCUCGUCGACGAAGUGGCAGCGAGUGAGGAUCCGUCGUCUCUUCAGACUACUUUGUCAUCGUUGCUCCCACACGACGAGCUCCAUCAGCAGAUGAAAGCUCGCAAAGCAUUCCACGAUGGCUGGCAGGAGGGACCGAUCACGUUCUUGCCAACUUACAAGUAUGACAUUGGCAGUGUGGGUGUCUUUGACUCCAGCGAGAAGAAGCGCGCCCCGAGCUGGUGCGAUCGUAUCAUAUAUCGGACAAGACGAGAAAAGCUGGCGUACGAUGCGAAAGUCCGCGACGAAGAAAACGCUCGGAAGAAGGACGAGGAAAUGAAGGCCAACGGCACGGUCGCCGCUGCGAGCGACGAAGACAUCCUUUAUGAUUAUGACCCCGACACAGAUGGCGCGGAUGCGAUCGACAACUACAAUGAAUAUGACGAAUAUGACGAUCAAGAAGAUGGCGUAGUGAUCACGAAGGAGGGCUUCGAGGACGCGAUCAAGCUUGAAUACUACACCGCACAUCAGCGUGUACUGUCGAGCGACCACAAGCCACUCGAUGCGUCGUUCAUGCUGAAGUAUGAUGCUGUCGUGCCUGAGCUAAAAGCACAGAUCCACAGCGAAGUGGCGAAAGAGCUCGACAAGGCGGAAAACGAAGGACGACCAAACGUCACAGUCAUUGUUGAUGCUCAUAAUGAUACACCUGCCACAAGCGAGGAGAACUCAACCGACAAGUUCGAGGGCGUUUGGUUCGGCGAUGUUAGGUGGAUGCAGACCAAGCAUCGGAGCUUGACAGUUGCCAACACCAGCCGUGUACCGGCGAAUUUCUCUUUUAUCGAACGGCCAGUAGACGAGUCACAGCAAGCUGGAAUCGCCCCAGACUGGCUGUCACUCAAGAUCAAUGAUCAUGACGUGAAAAGUGAGAAGAGCCAAUCAGAAACUAUUACGCUUGAGCCUGGUGAGACGUGUUCGAUCGAGCUGGAGCUCAAGAUCACGGCGUUGGGUGACGUCCAGGACCUCAACAGCAACAAGCAGAAUCUUGAAGAUAUCCUUGUGCUUCGAGUCGAAAAUGGGCGAGAUCACUUUGUUCCAGUUCGAGCACAUUGGCUCUCCAGUAGUCUUGGACGCUCAAUCGACAAGCUCGUGAGGAUACCUGAAGGAGGCAUCCGCAAGCUACAGAGGCAGCAACCACAUGCCAAGACCAAAGCUGCCGCUAAUACCGUGUCCGCAGCCCAAGAACUCUCAAAGAACAUCGAUCGCUCACUAUCACCAAUCUCCACCGGCUCUACCGAGAGUAUCGCCGGAAGACUACGCGGAUUGUCGAGCAGCUCGAGCAACAAGGACAAGUCACCGAUCUCUCCCAGCAGUGCCAGCCAGGAUAGUGACUUACCAGUACGUUUCUCUGCACCUCGCGAACUGUUCCGACUGACGGAAGCGGUAGAAGAGCUGAGUACGCGAGUUGUGGCAGAGUGGGAGAUGACACACUCUGCUGAUCCUGCAAUGUACAAUGCUCGAGAGUCUUCAGACCGUCCGGUCAGGCCGUGGGAGGGGCGUCCUGCUUGGCCUUUUGAUGAAGCAUGUUGGCAAGCUCAGUCCACACCGCACUGGGACAAUGAACUGAGUGAUGCGUGCGAUGCGCUGGACUCAGACGAGUCGUUGACCGCAAGCUUCGCAUUGGAUAUAUCGACACCUCAACGACUCUACAUCCUAUCCAGCCUACUACUCACAUUCCUGCGCAGCAUGUCCGACGGCAUCGUCACCGCAAAGCUAUGGCCAGAGGUAGACAAGUACCUCACAGACAUCGACAAAUCCAAGAAGAAACCCAGCAACGAUGACCAGCGCACAGCAAUCCAGGAGAUCCUGUCACAGAGUCCAAGUCAUAGUAUCAGUUACAUCCUCAUCGUCUCAACGCUAGAGCGCAUGAUCCAGGAGCGCAGCACAAGCAAUAUCAGCCGCGCCAGUACCCGCGGUCACAGUCACAGCAGCAGCACAUUGAGUGCAGAAGCGCCAAUGAGUCCAACUCAGAGAGCUGGUGGCACUUUCAAGCGGAUGUUCGCCGGGAAGGGGAAUGCUACCGGGCCUUCUGAACGCGAUCAAAGUAGUAAAGCUAUGGCGGCUGUGAUUGCUGAGGUUGUGGUUAGAACGUCAGAUGCAGCGAGUGAGAAGGCGAAGGCGCCGGUGAGGAAGAGGAAGGCGGAUUUGAUUGAGCUGUUUUUGAAGAGAGAUGAGCCGGGGUAG
Molecule: messenger RNA, 3390 nt
Organism: Fulvia fulva
Lineage: Eukaryota; Fungi; Ascomycota; Dothideomycetes; Mycosphaerellales; Mycosphaerellaceae
Product: Synaptojanin-1
Exons: 1
Coding region: 1-3390 (1129 amino acids)
Biological process (GO): phosphatidylinositol dephosphorylation
Molecular function (GO): phosphatidylinositol-4,5-bisphosphate 5-phosphatase activity
Source: RefSeq, a predicted model, not a curated record